Psilocybe cubensis is the source of this 675-nucleotide messenger RNA. RefSeq lists its product as uncharacterized. Gene Ontology annotation, biological process: peptidoglycan catabolic process; signal transduction; cell wall macromolecule catabolic process. The transcript is spliced from 5 exons. Bases 1 to 675 code for a protein of 224 amino acids. NCBI's taxonomy places the organism in Eukaryota, Fungi, Basidiomycota, Agaricomycetes, Agaricales, Agrocybaceae. The record is from RefSeq and is a predicted model, not a curated record. Gene Ontology annotation, molecular function: lysozyme activity.
AUGUUUCGAUCACUACUUGUUCUUCCCGCCCUCGUAGCAUCCUCCUAUGCACUAGUCUCGGCUGUAGACUCGUCUCAGCUUGUAUCUACUGCUACAUACUCGAAAGCUCUUGGGGAAGGAUUCACCAAAGCUAUCAUCCGCGGCUAUGAAGAAGCCUGCGGUGUAGGAGGGGAAGUCGACCCUAACUUUGUUAGCUCAUACAACAACGCUCGGGCAGCAGGCUAUACCGAUAUUGAUACCUACUGGUUCCCAUGCAAUGGAUCGGGAAACAACUGCAAAUCGUAUGCCACCCAGCUUGCUGAGCUGGGCGCUACAUUCAAUGCCCACUCUAUGAAAAUUGGUACUAUCUGGAUCGAUUUGGAGAAGGACUCGGUGUGCAACAACUGGAACUAUGGAACAGCAGGAAAUCAAGCACAGGCACAAUCGCUCAUUGCCGCAAUGAAGGCCACCGGAUUUAAUUUCGGUAUCUACAGCACCCCAGGGGAAUGGAGUAGUAUGUUUGGAUCAACAAGCUUCGUGCUUGAUAACGCUGCUCCAUUGUGGUUUGCUACCUUCAACAAUGUCCAGAGUCUGACUCUUGGGACUCCAUUUGGAGGGUGGACCAGUGCAGUCGGUCACCAGUACACCGACCAGUCUGCGUCCGGAUUAUUCGACCUUAGUGUCUUCGCCCACUAG